GGCCGGAUGGCGGCGGCCGCCAUUUAGAGGGGAGGCGGGCGGGAGGCAGGGUGCAGGGCGCCGCGCCGCAGCCAGCCACCACCAUGGGCAGCGCGAGGCGGCUCCUCCUGCUGCUGCUCCUCGUCUUGCCCGCCGUCGUGCCGCCCGCUGGCGGCCGCGCAGGUUCAGGUUUAUUAGUUGCAGCUCAAGAUGCUACAGAAGAUGAAGAAGCUGUGGAAGAUACUGUAGUUGAAGAUGAAGAUGAUGAAGCUGAAGUUGAAGAAGAUGAGCCUACAGACUUGACAGAAGAAAAAGAGGAAGAAGACUUGUCGGGAGAACCUAAAGCCUCACCUAGUGCUGAUACAACCAUAUUAUUUGUGAAGGGUGAAGAUUUUCCAGCAAACAACAUUGUAAAAUUCCUGGUAGGCUUCACCAAUAAGGGUACAGAAGACUUCAUUGUUGAGUCUCUUGAUGCUUCUUUCCGGUACCCUCAGGACUACCAGUUUUACAUCCAGAACUUCACAGCUCUCCCUCUGAAUACAGUAGUUCCACCACAGAGACAAGCCACGUUUGAGUACUCUUUCAUCCCUGCUGAGCCUAUGGGUGGUCGUCCUUUUGGACUAGUUAUCAAUCUCAACUACAGAGAUGUAAACGGCAACAUGUUUCAAGAUGCUGUUUUCAAUCAGACGGUUACAAUUAUUGAAAAAGAAGAUGGACUGGAUGGAGAAACGAUCUUCAUGUACAUGUUCCUUGCUGGACUUGGUCUACUUGUUAUAGUUGGCCUACAUCAGUUGCUAGAAUCUAGGAAGAGGAAAAGACCAGUACAGAAAGUAGAGAUGGGAACAUCAAAUCAGAACGAUGUUGAUAUGAGCUGGAUUCCCCAAGAAACUUUAAAUCAAAUAAUGCAAAGUAGAAGAGAUAAAGCUUCACCAAGGAGGUUGCCCCGCAAGAGGGCACAGAAGAGAUCAGUGGGCUCUGAUGAAAAGACUCAUCCCACCAAGACUUAGGAUGCAGACGCUCAAAUGCUCUAUGGUUCCCUGGCCUCCAGAACUGCAUACGCAACUCAGAUGAUUCUUUGGCUCACCAUCCUGUGAAAUGCAUUUUAUUUGUAAGAAAGCAUAUAAAAUGCAACUAAGGCGGUUCCAACAAGAUAAAACAAAGGAUUUCUCUCGUUUGACACAUGCUUGUGGCUUUCCAGUACAUCCUGAAGAUUUCACAGCCAUAUGCAUUUGCGCAAAAAUGAAACAAGGAUGGCAGAAAGCUCCUUCUUUUACACAGAAAACAACCAAUACGCUCUCCGUCACCACACCACGCCAAAAGGACACUCACUUGUGACCGUGAGGUUAUGGUUAACAAUGAAAGGACACGCAACCCUAAGCUAACACCUGUACAGGAAAAUCAGCACCAAUGUCAUUUUCUUCUGCUUUCAGUUGCUAUUUUAAGAAACUGCCACCAAGGAGGAGCACCAUUUCAAAGGGUUUCAACUACCAGAGAACAAACGCACACGGAUUUUCAAAGUGUUACAGCUAUCUCUGGUUCAAACUCUGUCCAAAUGAAGGAAGAGAAACAGUACUACUAGUUAUGCAGGACAGCUCUGGUUUGCAUGCUGUCCUUUAACAGAAAAGCUUGAAAGCAAGUUACAACAAACCCACAAGAAGAGCCACGUCCAUUUUGUAACCUAUAAUUUUUAAAUAUAACAUUUUAUUGCUUAGAUGGUUUGAUACAGAACAACUUUUACUUUUAUUUUGAAUUUGGAAGUACUGUACAACUGAAUAAAAAGAGGAAUAAAAGUACCAAAACAAA
Molecule: messenger RNA, 1782 nt
Organism: Oxyura jamaicensis (ruddy duck)
Lineage: Eukaryota; Metazoa; Chordata; Aves; Anseriformes; Anatidae
Gene: SSR1
Product: signal sequence receptor subunit 1
Exons: 10
Coding region: 84-986 (300 amino acids)
Cellular component (GO): endoplasmic reticulum; endoplasmic reticulum membrane
Source: RefSeq, a predicted model, not a curated record